Hydra vulgaris (swiftwater hydra) is the source of this 871-nucleotide messenger RNA. The record is from RefSeq and is a predicted model, not a curated record. Lineage: Eukaryota; Metazoa; Cnidaria; Hydrozoa; Anthoathecata; Hydridae.
AUGUUGUCUGGACCACAAACCAUAGAAGAGUUUAAUCGAGAUAUGACUAUGAACUCAUCAACACCUGCUAGCUCCUAUUGGUCAACAACUGCUAGCCCCAUCUCGUCAACAACUGCUAGCCCGAGUUUAUCUUCAUCUCCGGCCAUUAUCUCGUCAACAACUGCUAGCCUCGGUUUAUAUUUACAUCCUGUCACUUUUUCGUCAGCAACGGUUAGCCCCGGUUUAUCUUCAUAUUCUGCCACUAUCUCGUCAACAACUACCAUUUCCGGUUUAUCUUCAUCUCCUACCACUAUCUCACCAACUACUGCUAGACCCGGUUUAUCGUCACCUACUGCCACUUUCUCGUCAACAACUGCUAGCCUUGGUUUAUCUUCAUCUCAUGCUACUUUUUUGUCAACAACUGCUAGCCCCGAAUGGUCAAUAUGGAGUGAAUGUUCUACAACAUGUGGAAAUGGUUACAGGACUCGACGUUCUUUUGGAGUGAUGAAUUACGGAACUGAAACAAAAAGUUGUAAAAUUAUAUACUGUCCAGUGGAUGGAAUGUGGGGUGAUUGGAGCAAAUCUGAAUGUUCAACGUCUUGUGGUGGUUGGGGAAAAAUUUAUUUUAACAGGAGUUGCAACUAUCCGUCACCUAUGUAUUAUGGUCGAGUUUGUAUGGGUCUUAACAACUACACUGAUGACUGCCUUGAUGAUAGAACUUGUCCAGUAAAUGGUAUAUGGUCAGAAUGGUCUGUUUGGUCAUUAUGCAAUAAACCCUGUGAAAGAGGUGUUAUGUCAAGAUUUCGUACUUGCUCAAACCCAAAAUAUGGUGGUCAAUAUUGUAAUGGAAGCAGUAUUCAAACAACUUAUUGUCCGCUACAACUUUGCAAUA